Molecule: messenger RNA, 2078 nt
Organism: Gekko japonicus
Lineage: Eukaryota; Metazoa; Chordata; Lepidosauria; Squamata; Gekkonidae
Gene: CES1
Product: carboxylesterase 1
Exons: 14
Coding region: 23-1720 (565 amino acids)
Source: RefSeq, a predicted model, not a curated record
GGGGCCUUUGAGCAGACUCACCAUGUCAAACAGAGAAGGGAUUUGGGUUUUCGUGCUGAUCUUUGCUGCGUGGGUAGCCGAAGGCCAUGAUCCUGCUCCUUCGGAGGUGCUCACUAAAUAUGGGAGGCUCCGAGGCCAGCAAGUCAAAGUCAGUAGUGCAAAAAAAGAUGUGAAUGUUUUCCUUGGAAUUCCCUAUGCAAAGCCACCAACUGGAAACUUGCGCUUUGCCCCACCGGUACCGGCCGAACCAUGGAGUGGUCUCAGAGAUGCAACAUCCUACCCAGCCAUGUGUCUGCAGGAUCCAGUGGUGGGACAAGCUAUGUCAGAUGCUUUUACUAACAGAAAGGAAAAGGUCUCUUUGACUGUUUCUGAGGACUGCUUAUAUUUAAAUGUCUACACAGUGGCUCACUCAGACACGAAACCUAAGUUACCGGUAAUGGUUUGGAUCCAUGGAGGAGGGUUACUGUUGGGUAUGGCGUCCACAUAUGAUGGGUCGGCAUUAGCAGCUUAUGAAGAAGUAGUGGUUGUUGCGAUUCAAUACCGGUUGGGCAUCCUUGGUUUUUAUAGUUCUGGUGACACCACAGCCCGUGGAAACUGGGGCCUUCUCGAUCAAGUAGCAGCCCUCCAAUGGGUCCAGGAGAACAUUGCAGACUUCGGAGGUGAUCCAGGAUCUGUUACUAUAUUUGGCGAAUCUGCAGGUGGAUUCAGCACUUGUGCCCUGGUCGUAUCUCCACUGGCAAAAGGCUUGUUCCAUAAAGCCAUCUCUGAAAGUGGCGUCUGUCUCUUGGAUGGUCUCAUGGACAUGCAUCCAGAAAAGCAUGCUAAGAAAAUUUCGGAAGCCGCAGGCUGUAAAACAACAAGCUCAAGCGAGAUGCUGCAUUGUCUGAAGGGGAAGACGGAAGAAGACAUUUUGCAGGCCAUUUCCAAGAUGGAUUUAAACAGACUCAAUCUGGAUGAAGAUGAAAGAUAUAGUGUGUUUUCCUAUGCAGUUGUAGAUGGUGUGUUUUUCCCCAAACUGCCCAAAGAUCUCCUAGCAGAGAAAAACACGAAUAACGUACCCUACAUAAUUGGGUUCAAUAACCAUGAGUCUGGAUGGAUUGUUCCGCAUAUGCUGGACUUUCCAGAUUUCACAAGAGGCCUAGACAGAGCAACAGUAACUUCUAUGAUUCGUGGCUUAAAACAAUUCACGAGUGUUGCCCCUGAACAUGCUCAGAUAAUUGUUGAUGAAUAUCUGAAGGAUAUUGAAGACCCCAUACAACUCCGAGACCAACUUCUUGAUAUGCUAGGAGAUGUGGUCUUUGUCGCUCCCGCUAUUCAAACAGCGAGAUACCACAGAGAUGCUGGCUAUCCAACCUACGUGUAUGAAUUCCAGCAUCGGCCGAGUUUCCAUGGAGCUCUUAAGCCAGACUUUGUUAAAGCGGAUCAUGGUGAUGAAAUCGGCUUUGUCUUUGGGAGGCCCUUUUUAGCAGGUGAUGCUAAUGAAGAAGAGAGAAAUCUUAGCAAAACAGUUAUGAAAUACUGGGCUAAUUUUGCUCGCACUGGGAACCCCAACGGUGAAGGUCUGCCAACCUGGCCCAAGUAUGAUCAGAAGGAGCAAUAUUUGGAAAUCAACUUAAAGCAAAAGGCUGCAAAGAAGCUAAAAGAGAAGCAAGUUGUCUUCUGGACCAAGAUUGUGCCGGAAAAAAUUGCUGAAAGCAGAAGAGAGCGCACUGAGUUAUAAGCCCUCAGUGGCACCAAGAAGCCAUUUUGCUAUUGAGAAGUGAAAAGGAAUCACUUGGUUUCAGUAGCUUGUUUGUCGUUUCAGAAAACUGUUAUCUUGGGUUGGGAUGUUGGUCAAUCAACUGGUUAAAUUCUGUCGACUGUUCACCUGCUGUCUUAAUUACCAGAGGCAUCCAUUGUCAAACCAAGAUCUCUCCUGCCCUGUCUACCAAAUACAAUAUUGCAGAGCAGGACGGGAAAGUUUUCAAUAAACUAUAUUUUCUUCACUUCUUAGUUUUUCAAGGAACCUCCAGGUCUCAAUUAGUGCCAGGUUAGUGCUGAUUUUUUAUAUUGUCAAAGAAGAAGAGAUUGGAUUUAUA